Cebus imitator (Panamanian white-faced capuchin) is the source of this 1241-nucleotide messenger RNA. It is a transcript of the gene STIP1, whose product is annotated as stress induced phosphoprotein 1. Gene Ontology annotation, molecular function: Hsp90 protein binding. The record is from RefSeq and is a predicted model, not a curated record. Lineage: Eukaryota; Metazoa; Chordata; Mammalia; Primates; Cebidae. The coding region runs from base 331 to 825 and encodes 164 amino acids. The transcript is spliced from 8 exons.
UUUGAAAAGGGUGACUACGAUAAGUGUCGGGAGCUUUGUGAGAAGGCCAUUGAAGUGGGGAGAGAAAACCGAGAAGACUAUCGACAGAUUGCCAAAGCUUAUGCUCGAAUUGGCAACUCCUACUUCAAAGAAGAAAAGUACAAGGACGCCAUCCAUUUCUAUAACAAGUCUCUGGCAGAGCACCGAACCCCAGAUGUGCUCAAGAAAUGCCAGCAGGCAGAGAAAAUCCUGAAGGAACAAGAGCGGCUGGCCUACAUAAACCCCGACCUGGCUUUGGAGGAGAAGAACAAAGGCAACGAGUGUUUUCAGAAAGGGGACUAUCCCCAGGCCAUGAAGCAUUAUACAGAAGCCAUCAAACGGAACCCAAAAGAUGCCAAAUUAUACAGUAAUCGAGCUGCCUGCUAUACCAAACUUCUGGAGUUCCAGCUGGCACUCAAGGACUGUGAGGAAUGUAUCCAGCUGGAGCCGACCUUUAUCAAGGGUUAUACCCGGAAAGCCGCUGCCCUGGAAGCGAUGAAGGACUACACCAAAGCCAUGGAUGUGUACCAGAAGGCACUCGACCUGGACUCCAGCUGUAAGGAGGCGGCAGAUGGCUACCAGCGCUGUAUGAUGGCGCAGUACAACCGGCAUGAUAGCCCCGAAGAUGUGAAGCGACGAGCCAUGGCCGACCCCGAGGUGCAGCAGAUCAUGAGUGACCCAGCCAUGCGCCUUAUCCUGGAACAGAUGCAGAAGGACCCCCAGGCACUCAGCGAACACUUAAAGAAUCCUGUAAUAGCACAGAAGAUCCAGAAGCUGAUGGAUGUGGGUCUGAUUGCAAUUCGGUGAUGACUUGUUCAUCCCCCCUUCCCUUCGCCCUCAUGUGGAAAGAGGAGCUGGGACCGCGGCGAGCAGCACGGAGCGGAAGGGAGAGCAGGGGGAAAGAAGGCCUCAUCUCUAUAUUUAUACAUAACCCCAGGAAGACACAGAGAUUUGUAUUGGCACUGUUCGUGCCGCCGCUGCCUCUGGGCCUUCCCAGCACACGCAUGGUCUCUUCACCGCUGCCCUCGAGUUCCGUGUCUCCUUCCCCUGCCCCUAGUCGCUGUCUCGGCUGCUCUCCCAUAGUUGGUUAUUUUUUAUUUGGGGCAGUGGGCAUGUAUGGGGAGGGAAGGGGCUUCUUCCCAGCCUCAGGUCCCAGCUGUCUCAUGUUUAUUCCACGUCCCCUUCUCCAAUAAAACAAGCCAGUUGGGCGUGGUUAUAUGUUG